AUGGCUAUUAAUAAGAAUGAAAUAAAGAAAAAAGACGAUGCGGUUGCGGAUAGUAUGCUUUAUAAUGGCAGAAAAUUAACUGCGGCAGAAAAAACUAUCUUUGACCACGAUUCUAUUAAAAAUGAUCUAACAAAAAUAAGGGAUACGGCUGAGAUACUAGAAAAAGUUAUCAAAGCCAAAGAAGAAAAUAUAAAAAAUACUACUCUGCUGAAUGCAUUAAAAGGUUACAAACGCAAUAAUCCGGACAGCGUAAAAGCGAUUAACGAAAAGAAUAGUAAUCAGUUUGAAAUUGCGGUUACGACUUUGGAAAGUUUUGAAACCCCAAGUAGCGAUAAAGCCACUUUGGAAGCCCAAAUUAGAGAUAUAAAAAGUCGGGAAAGUUCUCUCAAAGCCAAAUUGGCCUCCAAUCAAAAAAAGAAAACGGAUUUAGCGGAGAAAGGAGCGGAAGCUGAACGAAAAAGAAGAGAGUUUGAAAAAAAAGAAAAUGAUUUAGGUGUCACUUUUCGUUCUCAUUUAAUUGGUGUAGAUAUAGACCCUGCUACUGGAAAUUUCACUAAUACCACUAAUGAUGUUUAUUCAUAUACUCCGACUGGUUCAACCACUCCCAUCCAUGUCAAUACGCAUUUAAUUGAGGUUAUUAAGCAUUACCAGAAUCGAGCUUCUCAUCCUACUCCUCUUUUUAAAGCAAAGAUUAGAUACGCACCGGUUCAUCGUAGUUGUAUUACUGGAUAUCCAUUGAGGGAAGUAGGCUUUCAAGUAUUUAAUAUAAUGAAAGCGAAUAUUGAUAAAAACAAACUUUUUGCUUAUAUUGAUAGUGCAACGCUUACUUUUCCCACAGGAAAAUUGGGGGGAAGUUUCGGCAACACAAGUUGGGAAGAUUUGAAAAGCGAUGGAAAAACUUCCAAAUAUGAUCCAUUUGCGAGUGGUAAUUCAAUUGAUGCUACUUACCCUUUUGAGGGAGGCUAUUUUGAUUUUGUCGGUUUUAUUGAUUUUAUGGAAACGGUCUUUCCCAAUACCAGCCUAGAUAGUGCCGCUAGUUCUUUCCAUCCAUUAUUUAAUAGAAAUGGUAGCAAUCAUUUAGAAGAAAGCAUUUUAAACAAAAGUGAUUUUUCUUUCACCAUAAAUGCUGCUUAUACUAAAGACCUAACUCCUACCAGCACGGAAACAGGCCAGGAUCAAAAACAAUUUGAUAAACCAUUUGAUACAGGCAAAACUGAUAUUGUUGGCAUCUUACAAUACUUUUGGGAUUCUGGUUUCAGUGAUGCAGCUGAAAGAACUUCCGGAAGAUUGGCUAAAAACAUAGAUGGUAUUGAAAUAGAUGAAGAAUUUUUAGAAAAAAUUACUCGUGAAACAGUUAAAGAUUUUAUUAGAUUGAAAAAAGAAUCGGGUUUCAACCCCGUGUUGUCUACCGAAUAUUUACUUUCUCGAAAGUUAAUAGACUACAAUGAAGGUUUUAAGUUAGAUAAAAAUGCUCCUCUAGCUUUACCAAGUUCCACCAGCGGUUCACCUACUAAAGUUUAUAAUUUAGGACAAAAGAAAAGAGAGCAAGAAAUAAUUCGCGAUGGUUAUGAAGCACAUUUACAAAAGAUUAUAGGCACCGAAGCGGAUUAUAAUGUUGAAUUAAUGGAUUUAAAAGAGGAACGAAAACUUUUAGAGGAUGCUUUAUCCAAUUUAGAUAUCAAAGAUUUACCAACUCUCCAAACUAAAUUUAUGGAGAAAUACAAAAGCGAAAAACAACGGCCUGUUCCGGCUGAUUUAGAUGCACAAACUAAUUUAGACCCAACCUACAAAGGUUAUCAUACUUUGUUGACUACUUUAAGAAAUGAAUUGCAACCAUGGGAUGCUAAAAUUCACCUCUAUAGAGACGCUGGAGAAAAUGGCAAAGAAAGAGCUACGAACCUUAGUGAAACUCAAUUAAACGAAUAUAAAGAAGCUUUUGCUAAAGCCGAGGAAUUACGACUUUUGUCAAAUGCAGAGAAAAAAUUAUAUGAAGAUGUGAAAAAAGGCAAAUCAAUUGCCGGUGAUGAUCAACCAACAUCUUCCGAUUUAGAUGAAGCAAAGUUGGGAGCAAUAUUCGGCUUCACCGUGGAUGCGACAUUAUUAACACUGAAAGAAACCGACAUUAAGAGGAUUAUCAGCGACUAUAAAACUAAUGCUACUAAAUUCGCUGCCAUUACUUCCCAUGUGCGAGAUAAAGGAGUAGAGGGUGUAGCGGGUGGCGAAAAGUUUUUGAAAGAAAAUACAGCUUCCAAUGUGAUAAAAACCAUUGUAGUUCAUGAGAAUGAAGAUGCUUUCAAAGAUAAUCCAGACAAAAGCAAGAUAAAAGAGAUAAUGAAAAAAAUGAGAAAUUCCAAGAAGUAUGGUGACCCUACAGAGGGAAAUGAAGAUAAAAUGGAAAGAGACAAAUUACUUGCUUUCCUUUAUGAUGAAAAAUUAAACAAAGUUAAUACUUCUAGUCCUAACGAAGAAACACCUGGAGUUUGGGCUCCCGAAGAAGAAGGAACCACAGCCCAAGACAAAGAAGGGGAAGAAGGCGAAAAUGAGGAAAUGACGAUUACUCGGGAAACCGAGGAAGUGGAACGUCAUCCGAAGUUGUGGGUUCGAGUCCUGUCGCCUCUGCCAUUUUUACCAAAGGGUUUUUUUAGUAAAAUUCCUUUUUGUAAAUUAUUUCCUAUGAACGAUUUAAUAGUUUAUCUAGUGGUAGUUCCAGUAGCCUUUUUAUUAGGGUUUGUUGUCGGUAUUCUCGUUUAUCGAUAUGUCGCAGAAGUGCCAAAGGAGUCCGUAAAAGAACCAAAAAAGGAAGCCAAAAUUUCUAAUAAGGAACAGAAAAAUAAAAAAGCCAAAAGAAAAUAUUCAAUUAUGCCCGAAAAAAAAAAGAAAAAAGACGAAUACGGAGCCGAAAGCAUUCAAGUUUUAGAAAAUAUUGAAGCGGUCCGCAAAAGACCGGGAAUGUAUAUCGGUUCUACGGACGAACAAGAAGCCAUUGAUAAUCCGGUUGACGAAGCUGUAGCCGGUUAUUGUCAAAAAAUCUGGAUUGCUCUUUCAGCCGACCAAACUACUAUCACUAUCCAGGACGACGGACGGGGCAUUCCUAUUGAAACUCAUCCCAAAACCAAAAUGAGCGUUUUAAGAACCAUUUUUGAGGUUCUUCAUUCAGGGGGAAAGUUUGACGACAAAGCCUAUAAAACUUCCGGUGGACUCCACGGAGUAGGUGUAACGGUAGUUAAUGCCCUCUCCAAAUCUUUACGGGUAGAAAGUAGCCGCGAAGGAAAAACCGAAAACAUAAUUUAUGAACGGGGAAAAUUAAUUUCUUCGCAAAUUAUUGACACUCCUGAACGAAAUAACGGUCUACUAGUAGAAUUCACCCCUGACUCGGAAAUUUUCAAGGAAUUCACUUAUUUCAAAGUAGAAACCAUUCAAAGACGUUUGAAAGAAAUAGCCUAUCUAAAUCCUAAUCUCACUUUAUAUUUUGCUACUUCUCCCACGGCCGAACCAAUAGUCUAUCAUUUUACUGGUGGCCUAAAGAGAGAAAUUUUUCACCAGGUAGUGAGCGAAGAAAAAACUUCGGAAUAUUUUCAAUUAAGUCUGGCUUUUCAGUAUCAGGACAGUUAUGACAAAAAUAAUAUUCGUUCUUUCUGUAAUAAUAUUCGCACGAGUGGUGGCGGUUCUCAUAUCAGCGGUUUUGAGAGCGGUCUUUUUGAAGUUUGCAAAGAAUUAGUUAUCAAGGAUAAUCCUAAUUUAGAAAUUGAAACGAACGAUAUUUUAGUAGGUUUAACCUCGCUAGUAUCGAUUCGCAUUAAAGACCCCGAAUUUGCUGGCCAAACCAAAGACCGAUUGGCUAAUCGGGAAGUCCGCGAAAAAACCAAAAAACUGACCCAAGAAUUAGUAAGUGGUUUUUUUCAAGAUAAUGCCGCUACGGCUAAAAUCAUUAAGGAGAAAAUUAUUGAUAAUGCCAAGUUGCGUCUACACUUAAAAGAGGAGCAAGAUAUUUUUCAAGGUGAAAAAAAGAAUCUUGAUCUAGUAAAAGUAUUAUCUGGCUCGGAAGAAAAUGAAGAAAUAUUUUUUGUAGAGGGUAAAUCGGCGGGUGGUAGUGCCGAAGAAGGUAGGGAUGUGAGAACCCAGACCGUUCUCGCUCUCCAAGGUAAGCCGCCCAACGCUUUGAAAUUGGUGCGACGAGUUCUCCAAAACAAACAAAUCCAUAACAUUCUGUUAGCCCUAGGAUUUGCUGAUACCAAAGGGCUUUUGAAAAACAAUUAUGUUCGCUUCCUACUCGAUGAAGAAUUAACUUUACCGGAAGAUUUUGUUUACGAAGAAGAAGGCAAAAAAAAAGUAAUUGCGGCCGAUGCUCUGCUCAAUUUAGAGCAAGUAUCCAUUAUUGUUCGUGAAACCCUAAAAAAUUUACUAGGUAAAGCCAAUUUUCGGAAAAUUAUUUUGAUGGCUGACCCAGACGAUGAUGGAGCCCACAUUGUCAUUUUGCUGGUAACUUUUAUUUUCAAGCAUUUACCUUAUUUAAUUGAAGGGGGGAAACUAUUUGUGGCGGUACCUCCGCUUUAUCGAGUCCAAGCCAGAAAGCAGAUCCAUUAUUUUUAUAGCGAUCAAGAAUUAGAAACCUAUUUGAAAGACCACCCCCGCGAAGAACGAAAAAUUGAACGGAUUAAAGGUUUGGGGCAGAUAGACGCUUCGGAAUUAUUUGAAAGCACAAUGGACCCUGAAAGACGGCGUUUGUAUAACGUAAAUAUUGCUAACUGGACCGAGGACGAGCAAAUAAUCCGGGGACUAAUGGGAACCAAGAGCGACAAACGUAAAGAGUACUUGGAAAAACGGAGUUACCGAGAAGCCACUUUGAUUAUUAGUGAAGAUCAAAAGAUUGAUAUGAGCCACUUGGCCUUGGUUAACUUUCUUCGCUAUGCGUAUGCCGUAGUCGAAGACCGGGCUUUACCGAAUGUUCAUGAUGGAUUAAAACCUGUGCAGCGUCGAAUCCUUUUUGCACUCUAUCAACUAGGAAUUACUCCUAACAAAGCUGAAACAACUUCGGCUAAUAUUGUAGGUAAAACCAUGUCCGAUUGGCACCCUCACGGUGACCAGGGCAUUUACAACGCCAUGACAAACAUGGUGCGGUCUGACAAGCUUCGUUAUCCAUUAGUUUAUGGACGGGGUAAUUUUGGUUAUGAUAAAAAUCCCCCGGCAGCUAUGCGCAAAGAAGAACCGGUUAUUUUGCCAACUAGCCUACCCAAUUUGCUAUUAAACGGUUCUAGUGGCAUUGCGGUCGGAAUGACUGCUAACCUUCCUCCUCAUCAUUUAGGGGAAACUUUAACCGCUACUAUCAACCUAAUUCGUAAUCCUGAUUUAACUUUUAUUCAAAAAUUACAGGCAGAUUUACAGAGUAAGAAUCAGCAAAUCGUUGCUACCGAUUUUAAGAAGGAAGAAACAGAAAAUAUUGCGGCUAAGCAAUUAAUUGAAAUACAGUAUAACAAUCUAGUUGCUGAAAGAGAAAAGAUUGAAGAAAAUCUUCUCCAAUUAAAAAAGAAAAUUAACCAAGAAUUGGUUCACGAUUUAAAAGGGCCCGACUUCCCCACUGGUGGCUAUGUUUUGGAAAAAGAGAAGUUAUCAAGCAUUUAUGAAAAAGGCGAAGGAACAAUUUAUUUGCGGGCCAAAGCACAAAUUUUCUCGCCCCAAGAAGUGAAACUGGUCAGCAAAUCAACUCUGGUUGCUCGCGUUGCCGACCUCAUUAAAAUUAAGGAUGAAGACAAAAAAAUUGCCGGCUUAAAGAAAAUUGUUGAUUAUUCUAACCGGGGAAUUACUGAUAUUCGUCUGGAAUUUGAUGCUCAACAACAUGACGGACAAAUAAUUCUUAAUAAAUUAUACAAAAAUACUCAAUUACAAAUUAGUUUUGCCGUUAAAAUGCGGGCCUUGGUGGGCGAAAACCCCAAGAUUUUUUCUUUGACGGAAAUUUUACAAGCGUUUAUCAGCAACCGCCUAGAAAAUAUUCAAAAUGAAAAAGAAUUAAUUAAUUUAAACACUCGUCUUUUCAUUAUCAAUAAUUACCAAGAAAUUGCCGAAAUAAUUAAAGGUUAUCCGACCGAGGAGGAACGCCACGAACAAUUAAGGGAAAAAUUUACUGAAAUUAAGCAAGGGAAAAUUAAAAUUGAAAACAUUUUAAGCAUGUCGAUUAGUUUUCGCCAAUUUACGCCGGAAAAACAAGCCGAUUUAGCCCAGGGAAUAACUGAUUUAAAAACCGAGAAUGAAAAAUUGGCUCAAUUAGUUGCUAGCGAGGAAAAGCGAAAAGAAAAAUUAAUUGCGGACUUAGAACAAUUGAAAAAAGAUUACGAGAAAGACCAUCGUCGCACCCAAAUCAUUUCCGAUUCUCACUUGAUUGAUGAAAGAAAAGCUAUUGCUCCCGAAGAAAUUAUCAUCAUCCUCAGCCGCGGUGAAAAGAAAAAAACCAAGUCGGAAACAGAAGCAAAAGAAAAAUUACCUAGUUAUUUAAACAUUUACAAAAUUAAUUCUCUUGAUUCUACUAACAUUCCCAGUGUGGGCAAGGAAUUAAAGACCCGAGGUGAAAAUUUAGCCAUUAUUAAGUCUAAUCGGCGUGAUGAUUUGUGGUGUUUUUCUAACUUCGGAAAAAUUUAUAUCCUGCCAGUUUACAAAUUAAGUGAUAAAAGUAUUAAUUUGCGAGAAAGCCGAAUGUUGAAAUUAGAUGAAAAAGAGAUUAUUGAGAAAAUUAUUUCCGUCCGUGAGGACUUUUUAACCACAACCGAGAAAAAAGAAAAAUAUUUAGUGAUUGGCACAAAGAAAGGGAAGAUUAAACGUUUGCCCCUAGAAAAAAUUGGUAGAGUAAUGAAAGGGGGGAAAAAAAUAAUUAAUAUAGUCAAGCAUCGUGAUGAAAUUAGUCAAGUCGCUUUUACUUCUGGUAAUGAUGACAUAAUGGUAUUUACCAAACAAGGCAAAAGCAAAAGUUUUGCCGAAGAAAAAACCCGUAUUGUUGGUCGAGCCGCUUAUGGUGAUACGGCUAUUAAAUUAGAAGAUAGUGGUCAAAAAACUCGCUGUCCUAAGCAUAAAGCCCUGCUCGAACAGCACAAAACCGCUUCUUGUUGUGAUAAGAGUAAAUUAGGUGCUUCGCUUCGUUGUCCGCGUGGCAAAGAGAUAAAUAAAGAAAUAAGAAAUUGUCCGGAUUGUAAUAAAAUAAAACCCGCUGCACCCGGCCAAAUAAAAGAUGAAAUGGUUAGUUUAUUGGUUGUGGAAAAACAAUUGCCAAAAAAUGAAUUUAAUUUGUUGGCGGUUCGCGAAGACAAAAGUGGAAUAAAAAAAACUCUUUCUGCCGUUUUCAAUCUAGCCAAAAAGCGGGGAGGCAAAGGAAAAAAGAAAUUCAAAGUUGAAGAGCGAGAAAUUUCUAAAUAUUGUGAUAAGCACGAAAAUUCGAUUAGCAAUAUUGGAGAAAAAUUAAAAGCCACAAAAAAAGGAGGAAAUGAAUUAAAAGAAGUGUUAGGGCAGGCACAAAAAGAACAAGUUAAUCCAGAGGUAAUUAAAAAGUACGAAGAAGAAUUAAGCCAAAACAGGCAAAAACAACAAGAAUGGAAAGAAAAGGGUGACAAAAAGAAAAAAGAGUUGAAAAAUGCCGAAGAGAAAACCAAAAAAUGUGCGGAUUGUCGGAAAAAUUGUCCUCGCCAUGAGGAGUUAAAAAUUCAGCAUGAGAAUGCUAAGUGUUGUGAUAAGAAAAAGGAGGAAAAGCAAAAAUUACAAGAAAAAAUUAAACAAUUACAAGCCACUAAGCCUAAUUCAAAAACCAUCAAAAAAUUACAGGAGGAAUUUAAAGAGUUGAAUAAACAAUCCUUAAAAAACCGGGUGGAGUGUCCGCAAUUCCAGGCUAUAAAUAAAGCCAUCCGAGAAUGUCCGGAAUGUGCUAAACAAAAAGCCAAAAAAGCGGUCAAGAUUAUUCCGGCUCAUCUCCAAAAAGUAUUUUUAAUUAACAAACAAGCCAAGUCGGAGAUUUAUCUAUUAGCCGAAGAAGCCGUGUUUGAUUUUCUUAAAGACGAAAAAAAGAAAAAAAUUCAACUCUACAAAGGGCAAAAAUUAAUUACUAGUCUAAAUGCUUAUCCGAAAAAUAUGAAAAAUAGAUACAAUAUUUUGUCUGAUAAAACUAAAAAGAAAAUCUCAGAAAGUCAUUUUUCGCUACAAGAGAGAUUACGAAAAUUAGAGAACGAUUUUUUUGUCACCAAAGAAAAAUUAAAAAAUUAUGGGGCUAAAGAUUGUUCCGAAAAUAGCGACUGGAUUUUGUUGAAUGAAAAUUUGGUAAUUUACCAGAGCCAAAUUGAUUAUUUAAAAUCCAGACUAGUUGCUUCCAGCCAAGAGGAAGAUAAAAUUGUUACUUACCGUUUAUUAGAAACCGGUGAGGAAAUAACCAUUCGGUUAACCAGCGGAGAGACCAAUCCCGAGCAAGGCCAAAUCUCUCGUGCUUGCCCUCUCGGAAUGGCUCUCGAUAAGAAAAAAGUUGGUGAAAUAUCCGAAGUCAAAACCAGGAAAUCAACCACGAGGCCGGCUAAAAAAACAGAUGAACCAAAGCCUAAUGUCCCAAAACCUAAUCAGUCGCCAAACCCCCUCUUCUCGGGGUUAAAAAGCGAUAUUUUGGCCGAAUUGGAAUCAAUUAAAAGAGCGGUCACCACUAACGAAAUUGACGAAGUUUUAGGUUUGGGCUACAAGGUUGGCCGUGAUGGUGCUAUUCUGCGGAAUAAUAAUCAAAAAAAAGUUUUACCGACUGAACUAGAAACUACCGACUAUGAGGAAAUAAUUAGUUUAAUCACGCAAAAAAGAGAUUUAGGCCGAGACAAAAAUAUUGAAUUAAAUAAGGAAGUAGACAAAAAAAUGGCCGACCAUUCGGAUUUACUUUCUGCCAAGGAAAACGGAAAAGAUUAUGAUUUACUAAUCUUACGCGACCAUCCAGCCACGGCCAAUAUUUCUUUCGCCGAUUGCCAAUUUUAUCAAAUAACUGGGUCCGAAAAAAACAUCCUUCUUUUAGCCACCGGCAAGGAUUAUUCCUUAAUUGGCUCCCAAGAACAGCAAGUCGGUCGUGAUUAUUUGAAAGAAAACAGGAAUAAAAUUAGAGCCAUUAUUAUUGCUAAUACUAAUUGGCAAAAUAUUGGAUUAUUGGCUGAUAUUGGUCGUGAAAUCGGCUCUCAUAUACCCAUUUACACCAGCCAUCCGAGCAAAUUAAUUUUGCCUUAUCUUUUCCCUCGAUUAAGAAAUAAAAUAAUUGCUGAGUUAAAAAUUGGUGAUUUUUCAUUAUCUUUUGUUCCCCUCAAUGGCUAUCUAUUAGGCAAUUUGGGGGUAGCGGUUCACCGUUUUCAAUCCAGUUUCUAUUUUUUGGAAGGUCCGGAAUUUAUUCCUCUCAUUAAGCAAAUACUCGGCAAAAGUUCAAUCAGCGAAGUGCUAGCCAAAGAACGCCCUCCCUUUGACGGCAAAAAAGGACCAGAAAAAAUCUACUUGCUGAUUGGCAAUCCGGAAAAUAUCGAAAAAAAGUUAUUAGAUUGCUUAGCUAGUUUUUCCUUGGUCCAAAAAGCCAAUUUUCAAUUUGUAGUUGGUAUUCCACCCGUAAUCGGUGGUGAGAUGAGAUUAGCCCGCAUAAUUGACUAUCUUUACACCCAGAGCGAAUACAUAAUUAAUUUCAGCAAAAAAGAAUAUUUAAGCCUCGGGGUUAGUUUUUACGACUUAAAAUUGCUACUUCACUUAUUACAACCAGCAGGAAUAAUUAACCUCCAAAACAGUUAUAAGAAUAAAAAUUUUCUACCCCAUUUGCCUGGUCGAUUUUUGACUCUCAAUAAUGGUUGUGCCCUGGAAUUUCCCACUCAUAAAAUUUCCCCCCUUAAAACUAAAAAAUCCUUGAUAAGUUUGGAGGAAAUAUUAGUCGAACAAAGGAGCAAUUUAGGACAAAGUGGGCUAUUAAUCAUUCUUCUUACUGCCGAAUGGGGCAACAAUAAUCUCAACAACGGAGAACAGGAAAUAAAAGUGCCUGGUGAAGCAACAAAAAAUAAAUUACAAUUAAAAGAGGUGAAAAUUGAGCCGGUGGCUAUUAGUUCAGUGUUAAAUAUUCCAAAAUUAAUAACUAAAAUAAAAAAGAAAAAUCAAACUUUUUUCACUAAUUUAGCCGAUAAAUCAAAGCCAAAAAAAUACAUUUUGGCUAUGUUCCCUUAUCCAUCAGGCAGCGGUUUACAUGUCGGACAUAUCCGUAAUUAUACUAUUACUGACGCCCUGGCCCGCUUUUAUCGAAUGAAAGGCUAUGAGGUUCUGAUGCCGAUUGAAAUAAACACUAGCGAACCCGACUAUUAUCACUGGACGCAAUGGAUUUUUUGCCAAAUAUACCGGCAAGAAUUAGCCGAAUAUAAAGAAAUACCCGUUUAUUGGUGCGAAAAAUUAGGGACUGUCCUGGCGAAUGAGGAAAUCAAAAAUAUUGAUGGCAAAAAGAAAAAAAAAUAUCCCAAUGAUAUUAAAAGUUUACAAAAAAAUUGGAUUGGAUUACAAAAAGGAACUUUUAUUAAUUUUCCCGUAAUAGAUAAAAAUUUGACGAUUACUGUUUUUACCAAAAGCCCCCAAACUCUUUAUGGAGUAAGUGCUAUUGCCUUGUCGGUUAAUCAUCCUUUUAUCAUUCAAAUUACUUCUCCAGAUAAGCAAACCAAGAUAAAUAAAUUUUUGGCUAAUUUUGUGCUUGGUGAAUACGGAACUGGGGCAGUAAUGAUUAAUGCUUUUGCUCCGGAAAUAUUUCAGUAUAAAGAAAUACCCAAUCUGAUUAGUGAAAAAGAAUUAAAACAAAAUAAACAAGUUGAUUAUUCUUUUGCGAUAAAAUACAAUUUACCAAUAAAAAAAAUUUUUCGCAUAAAUAAGCAAGACGAAAAGUUAACAGGUCAUUUUAUUAAUUCGCCUCUAAUUAAUAAUUUAGAUAAUAAAGAAAAAGCCAUUGAAAUUAUUAACCAGCAUUUAGCACAGGAAAAAAAGGGCCAAAAAGGAGAAUUUUAUCACCUAAAAGACUGA
Racocetra fulgida is the source of this 11019-nucleotide messenger RNA. The record is from the annotation of a GenBank genome assembly. Lineage: Eukaryota; Fungi; Glomeromycota; Glomeromycetes; Diversisporales; Gigasporaceae.